Harpegnathos saltator (Jerdon's jumping ant) is the source of this 1526-nucleotide messenger RNA. Its product is annotated as tropomyosin-2. The transcript has 7 exons. The record is from RefSeq and is a predicted model, not a curated record. Lineage: Eukaryota; Metazoa; Arthropoda; Insecta; Hymenoptera; Formicidae. The coding region runs from base 210 to 1064 and encodes 284 amino acids.
GGAUGAUCGGGGAGUCUCCGAGGAAGAAAGAGAGGAGGUAGCGACUCGGCACCGGCGGUGACCGGUUUCGUUUUAUUUUAGCUGGGCUGUCGAAGGCAUCUGGUUGUGUGGCAUUCUCCCCGCGGACCAUCGCCAUCGCGAUCGCACUUCGCGCGAGACCGACUCGAAGAGACAAUCGAUAAAGGAAGAGUGCGAGGCCCCGCGUCACGAUGGAGGCGAUCAAGAAGAAAAUCGCGGCGCUGAAGCUGGAGAUGGACGCCGCGAAUGAGAAGGUCGAAGUGAACGAGACGAAGGCGAAGCAGGAGAACGUAAGAGCCGACAGGCUCAACGACGACCUCAGGGACUUGCAGAAGCGAUUGGCCCAGUUGGAGCGCGAUUACACUGUCAGCAAGGCACAACUGGAGCAAUCCACCGCCGAUCUGGAGCAAUGUGAGAAAUCCUGGUCCAGAGCGGAGCAAGAUCGGACUGUCCUGACGAAGAGGGUGCAGGAGAUCGAGGCGAGUCUACACAAGAAAGAGGAGCUUCGUCUCUCCGCGCAACAAAAGCUGGCACGCGCGACCGAGCUCGCGGACGAUGCGCAAAGAAUGUGCAACGUCUUGGCGGACAGGAGUCGUCUGGACGAGGAGCGCAUGGAGAAGCUCAUGUCGGAGCUGAAAGACGCGAGACUGAUCGCCGAGGACGCCGACGCCAAGUCCGACGAGAUCUCCAGGAAGCUGCAGUUCGUCGAGGAAGAACUGGAGGCCGCGGAGGAGCGGGUGAAGACCAGCGAGGCUAAAAUCGUGGAGCGCGAAGACGAGCUUUUCAUCGUGCAGAACAUCGUCAAGUCCCUUGAAGUAUCCGAAGAGAAGGCAAAUCAACGAGUGGAGGAUUUCAAAGUGCAGUUAAAGUUACUGAAGAAGAAGCUGAAGGAGGCGGAAAAGCGCGCGAUCACGGCCGAGAGGACGGUGAAGGCGUUGCUGAAGGAGGUGGACAUGAAGGAAGACGAGCUCAGAGAAGAGAAGGAGAAGUACAAGGCGGUCUGCGACGACAUGGACGCGACGUUCGCCGAGAUGACGGGAUAUUAGAGUCCUAGGAUUCUUCCUCGCUGCUUGAUUCCUCGCUUCGCUCCUCCGCUUAUUCGCUAUCUGUAUAUCUACGCGUGCUUAGGCUGCUGUGCUGUGCCACCAUGCGUUCGCCGCGAAGUGCCUUCAUAAGCGCCAGUAGAAAUAACCCGCUUCGCGCGGGCCGCGCAGUAACGCGACUGACGGACACGCUGAUAUGCACCUCGUCCGCUUGCUAUAAUCGCCUCGUUUUGUUUAACACCUUGCCAAGAGCGGCGGCCCAGUGUGGCGCAACUGGUUCAUGGUCGCUCGUGCUAUCAAUCGCUCCUUGUCGAUCGAGCGCACUGACGAUCUCGUUUGUUUCUCUCUUUUUUCAGAGCCGUCGGAGGGACGCUGUCGUCCAUUGCGCGCGUAUUACGUCUUCACGACAUCACGCGAACUUUUUAUCGUUCUAUGUGAAAUCUGUAUUUUCAAUAAAUGACAUCA